Molecule: messenger RNA, 3097 nt
Organism: Lingula anatina
Lineage: Eukaryota; Metazoa; Brachiopoda; Lingulata; Lingulida; Lingulidae
Biological process (GO): protein ubiquitination; Notch signaling pathway
Source: RefSeq, a predicted model, not a curated record
CGGCUGUUAAACUUGUUAGAGACACGGGACGAAUAGAAGAAGACAGAUUUACUGGCUGUCAACAAUUUUGAUCAUAAGUCGUCUUACUGAAAUCAGAUGUUUCAAAAUGUUGAGGCCAGGAAAACCUAAUGGUUCCAAAGGCAAACCUGCUGGGGGCAUCACGGUUACUCGUUUCAGUGCAAGAGCUGGGACAGUUACACGUACAUCGAACAAUGACCUUCAGAGUAAGAAUAAAGGGAAUGAAAGACCAGCGAGCUUUCCCAAUAACCAAGACGUAGGACACGUGCAUAUAGGCCCGAACUGGUCUCGUCAUAACGUCAAUGUUGUUUCCCAAUUAGCAGACAAACCAAACAAGCAAAAACAACUACCAUCCUCUCCAAGUGCCAGUGCUCCUUAUGAAACUCCAUCCGCUGCAACUGGUAGUGGCUACAGUAAACAUGAGCCUACUGGUACUUGCAGUAGCGUCGUAACGGUGGAUCCUAUUCUGUUCGAAUACAUCAAACUUUUUCAUAAAGACGAGUUAAGAGAUAUUAAAACAAGAUUCGGCGCAAAGCUGUGUGUAGAGGGAAAUCAACUGAAAAUAGAUGCAUCGAAUCCAGAUGUUGCAGAAAAAGCCUUCCAAGAAUUUAGCGACUUUUACCGGAAACUUUUCUUUUCAGGGGGUUUAAAGUACGAGGUGGUUGAUGUGAAAAAGAAAUAUGUUACUUUACCUGAUAUGCCCAAUGUCUUCACAAAAACCAUUAAGAAAGACGGUCGAUCUCAAAUGUGCAUCAUUGGGCCCGAAGCAGAGGUUGAAGACAUGCUAAGGAUAUAUGGAGUUCAAAACCAUCCAUAUCCUGAAUCAAAUUUGGCAUCUCCAACCCACAGCUUUUCCACACAGAUAUUCACCGCUUCUUUGAAUCCCGACGUUGAGCUUACUAUACGCACCGGUGAUAUUACUGAAGAGCAAGUCGAUGUUAUCGUAAACACAACUGACUGUGACUUGACACACAAAGAAGGCGUGUCGAAGGCCAUCGCAACAGCUGCUGGUCCAAAACUUAUCCAAGAAUCACAAAAAAAAUUUUUGAAGCACGGCAGGCUUGAAGAAGGCAAGGUUGUCAAAACAAGCGGAGGAAAGUUGCUGUGCAGUUAUGUACUUCAUGCAAUUGGUCCAUCAAAGCGCACAGUUGCAACACAUCAGCAUAUUCCUAUCCUUGAAAAAACAUUGAUAAAAGUAUUUAAAAAAUGUGACGAAGUUCGGGCUCGCAGCGUUGCUUUGCCAGCGGUCGGGAGCGGACGAAAGGGCAUCCACGCACACGACUGCGCAGAGGCAAUGCUAUAUGCUAUUGAGGAAACGACACAGAAAGGGAAGACCUCGCUCAAAGACGUUAGGAUUGUAGAUGUUAAAAAAGAAACUGUACACGAAUUCAUAAAAGUUUUCAAGAAAAGGUAUACUGAGCAUAACCCUCAAGACAUGACUUUUGAAAAAAGGGACAAGAUGGGUCUUUGGGAUCAAAAGCAUGCAGAAGGAUCUGAUAGCGACGAAGACAACUUAAGCGUGGGGCUUUCUUAUCAAAUGCACGUGGCCAACAUUGGUAGUGAAGCAAGUGGUAGACACGAAUUUCCACAAAAUGUAUCAUCCACCACGCACCUGCUGCAGCCUGAUGUCUCCAAUCCAGACCGUAAACUGCUUCAUGACACCGAUGAAACAUGUCCGAUCUGUAUGGAUUCUUUUCAGAACAAGACGACUCUUGACCGUUGCAAGCAUAGUUUCUGUAAGGACUGCUUAGAUAGAUCUUUACAACUCAAGAACAAAUGUCCCAUAUGCGGUGACAUUCUUGGUGAACAAACAGGUGACCAGCCAGAUGACGGCACCAUGACUGUAUCGUACUGGCAUCGGCCACUUGAAGGUUACGAGGGGGUUGGCACCAUUGUCAUUGAUUAUUAUUUCCCCUCGGGUGUGCAAAAGUCCGAACACCCAGACCCAGGGUCACGGUACAAAGGGACUUCCAGGACGGCGUACUUACCUGACAGUAAAGAAGGACGAGAGGUGCUGAAGUUGCUGCAGAGGGCAUUCGAAGCCCGUCUUCUGUUCACAGUCGGGAGAUCGGUGACCACGGGGAGAGAGGGGGUGGUUGUAUGGAACGACAUCCAUCAAAAGACCAGCCCCACCGGAGGCCCACAGAGAUAUGGUUAUCCUGAUCCGACAUACCUGUCCCGCGUGAAGGAGGAGUUGGCUGCCAAGGGAAUCAAAUGAAGAAAAAGAGAGAGAGAUAGAGAUAGAGAGAGAGAGAGAGAGAGAGAUGCAUAAGACUGAAUUUAUUAUGAAAGCAUAUCCUAAGUAUAACAUGCAUGAUUAUAAUAAACAAGGUCGGUAGAAUAACCUACAAUUAUCAAUACGUUGAUCAUUUAAAAAACUUUGCCAGCUGAGUUCCAUUAAGCAAAUUUUUUUCGAACAUGUGUCGGUUGCUGUGUCGUGCCUUGUAGAUUUCCGUAGGCGAAGCUGUCAACUGUCUACAAAUUAUGGACUCUGCGAAUUUAUCCUGUACAGUUACCAUCUACAAGGGCUGCAGAUAAAUUAUGUGCAUUUUUCUACAGCAGAUAAUUGUGCCAUGAACUAGGUCGAGACAUACGUAUCUUACCGUACGUAUGUAAAUAUCUAGUUAAAAAUCAAUAUGUGAUAGAGGAGGGUAUAUGUCAUACAGGCUACAGCCCCUUGUUCAAAAACAAAAGGCAAUGCUUGUUGUCCCUCCUAACACAAUGGAGGGCUCCGUGUUUGUGUUUCCACAUGGUAAUGCGCCUUUUCUGCAAUUACGUGCGUUUUCUGAAGCAUAUUUAGCCAUGUGUAACGUUGAAGGUGUACAAGUUGCGUAGUUUCAGCGGCUUUAUUUAGAUAUGCGUGUAUUUUAAGAGAACAUUAAGCAAACAUCUUUAAUUACCUCCACUUAGGAGAUCGCUUUUGAUAUCGCUUAUGUCAGUCUGUUACCAACAUUAUUCAAAAGGUUGUGGGCGGAUUCUGAUAAACAAUUCUGAAACUUCACACACGAAUAGAUUUUGGAGGUGGUCCAUUAAUUAAUUAAUUAAUUAGUCAACCAAUUAUAAUGAGAAUUAAAGUAUG